UCUCCCGUGUGUGUGUGCAGUGACGAUCUCCACCAGCACGUACUUCGACGGGCUUCUGGUCACGGGUCUCUACACCUCCACCAGUGUCCAGUCCUCUCCCAUCCCGGCGUCUCCAGCUUUCGGCUUCGGCGUGAUGUCAGACAGACAGUUCGGGACUCAGUUCGUGUGCAGUGUGGUGGCGUCUCACGUCAGUCAUCUUCCCUCCACCAGCCUGAGCUUCAUCUGGAUCGCUCCUCCACCCGGCACAGGCUGCGUCAACUUCAUGGCCACAGCGACGCACCGAGGACAGAUCAUCUUCAAGGACGCUCUGGCGCAGCAGCUUUGUGAGCAGGGAGCUCCCACUGAAUCUCCUCUGCGGCCCAGUCUAGCUGUGGUUGAUGGUGAUCACGCUGUUCUCCGAGAUGAUUUCGAACACAACACACAGGAAGAGCUGAAUCUCAGUAUCUGGUGGGUGCCGCGCUUUUUUCUUUAG
Molecule: messenger RNA, 472 nt
Organism: Rhinichthys klamathensis goyatoka
Lineage: Eukaryota; Metazoa; Chordata; Actinopteri; Cypriniformes; Leuciscidae
Product: reelin-like
Exons: 5
Coding region: 134-472 (112 amino acids)
Source: RefSeq, a predicted model, not a curated record